Messenger RNA from Haliotis rubra (blacklip abalone), 2450 nucleotides. RefSeq lists its product as uncharacterized. The coding region runs from base 102 to 1037 and encodes 311 amino acids. The transcript has 8 exons. The record is from RefSeq and is a predicted model, not a curated record. NCBI's taxonomy places the organism in Eukaryota, Metazoa, Mollusca, Gastropoda, Lepetellida, Haliotidae.
CUGGUGUAUCAUUACUCAAUUGUGUCAGGCGUGUUACAACCCGGAAGCUGGGUCAGCACUCUGACAGUCUCUAGCUCCCCUUUGGUCACGACACAAUAGCGAUGGCCCGUGUACGCCCAUCUCUCGCUGUUAUAAUACUGCUGAUACUGACGUUGGAUAAUUCUAGAGUAACCCACAGUCAACAUUCAGUAAAUAAGACAUUCCAUGGAUCCUGUUUCCCUGCAAACGCAACUGUGGCUGAGAUAAACUGCAAGAAGGAAGGUGGAGAUUUAUUCAGCCUUGUGGAUUUGAAGUUGGCCUAUGGUCUUGUCGUGUUGGAGUCGGCAAUACCUGAUGUGGGGGCGAUAUGGAUGAAUGGCAACACAGGCAAUCCCUGUCAAAGUACCACAGAUGGAGCCAGUAUCAAGACAAACAUUUGUUGUGUGGCUGUUAAUUCAAAUGGCACUAACAUAUUCCAGACCGCCAACUGUGGAGACCAGUAUCACUAUGUUUGCAACUUAAACACUACUUCCACGGAAGAGCGAAAUGGAACACAUCUCUACAUACCUUGCUUGAACAACAUACCUUCAACAGACAUUGCUGGCAUCAUUGCGGGGACGUGCCUGACUAUAACGCUUGUCGUGGCUUUGAUAACUGUCUGGUGCUACUGCAGUCGGAUCAGGAAACCCAAGCGUUAUGCAGUGCGGGUUGAGAGUGCGAUAUACCACCGUCAACAUCCUGAUACAGACAAGGGAGGCAACAGAGCUGCUGAUGUAACGGCUAUAGAUGACAUCAACACAGACUCUGCUGCUAUCAACCAGGAACAACGUAAAGGAGCAAAUGGCGGCGAUUAUGACACAUUGUGCAGGAUGUGGUCAACAGAAGACAAUGUAGUUAACCAGAGGUCCGACGUGGCGUCGGUGUACAGCCAUUUGUCAGGAAUUGACAAUCUGGGUGGUUGGACCAUCGAAAACCAUUACGACAGCACCGCUGUACCCAUGUAUGACAGGAGACCUGUUGAUAAUUUAUAUGACAGAACACAUGUCCCGGAUAUAUAGACAUAGAUAUACAGUCUUAAUGACGUUUUACAGUUUGAAUUCUUGUCCAAAUGAAAGUGAGUUAUGUGAAACGCCCUGUUGGAUACUAUUUUAUUAAUAUUCAAAACGGACUUAGCAUGGAAAUGGACGUUGCAGUAUGAUGACGAGGGCAGCCAUAUCCUACACAUGUAGAACGAGCCACCAACCAGGGCUCUGUUUCACAAAGCUAUCGUAGCGCUCCGACUGUCAUAAAUCUAUGUUACAGUAUCGUAACGCUACGAUAGCUUUGUGAAACAGGGACCAGUCGCUCAUGCAAGGUAAUUGGAAAGCAUUACUUUACUUAGAUGAAAGUCUCCAAAGUCACCUGCUUUGCGUUUUCGACCCUUGGCGUGAGAUUGUGCAGCAGGAGAAUGCCUGACCAAACGCUAGGUGUGUAAACAUGGAUUUCCAACUAAAUCGGAACAUUAUUGUGCUUCUAUGAUCAUCAAUUUUGACAGACACAGUGGCUUUCUCCAUGUAAAGAAUGCUUUUACAGAGAAAUAUUAUUUCAAAUAUAGACGUAAUUAUUUUCGCUCCUGCGUUUCUGUUAGGGAGUAUAUAAUUAUUGAUAAAAUAUAGGUUGUUUAGUACAGCGCUAGGUACAACCAGGGCUAAUGGCAGCAAUCCGUCUUGUAAGUGUGGGAUGGGAGGUCGGUUAUGUAUUGUACUGAUAGAGAGAAGACAGACACUUGGAUUCCGUACUGUACAUAUUGAUCUGAUAACCACCUCGUACAUUUCAUGAACUUCCGACUGAAUCUUAUCCCAAGACGUUUAAAGUAAUUGUCUUGGUAAUGUUUAAGCAAAAAUCCAGCUCAGGCACAUAGUUUAGUAAAUGUACAACUAGAAAGAUUUGGGAUAUUUGGGAAAUCAUAUUGAUUAGUAUAUAUCAGAACAGAACAUAUUAUUCUAUAUAUAGUAUCUUAAUAGAGUUAAUUUUAUGAGAUGGAUGUUUAUACUGUUUCUCGUUUCUUCUUUUAUUCUUUAUGGUGUGUGUGGUGUGGUAAUAAAAACGGUUCAUUUUAAAUACUUACUGUCCAGCAUAACAAGGUAGCUGCCUGUAGUACAAUGUCUCAUUCUCCGUCACUCUGCCUGGAAUGACCAGUGCAAUUAUUAACAUAGAAUAUUUACCACAAAAUGCUAAUUGCGAAGGAACGGCACACAUCCUAUCGGUUAACUCUGUUUCCCUGUUUCCUUAUCAUAAGGUCUUAGUACACUGCUUCUGUAUCAGACAAGCUCUUUGCUACUGACGGUUCUGUGAUACACCUGCUGACUACGGCCUUCUCUCCCUCAUCAAUAUGUGACACGGGCUGUAGGCCUGGGGUUACUUGAGUGCUGGUGAAGUGACAUCCAUACCGGAUGUUCCUAGUGACACAUCAGCAUCAUAUAUAGGCUGAG